Fusarium oxysporum Fo47 is the source of this 704-nucleotide messenger RNA. RefSeq lists its product as uncharacterized. NCBI's taxonomy places the organism in Eukaryota, Fungi, Ascomycota, Sordariomycetes, Hypocreales, Nectriaceae. The record is from RefSeq and is a predicted model, not a curated record. The transcript is spliced from 2 exons. The coding region runs from base 168 to 425 and encodes 85 amino acids.
GUUCACCUCCUCCUCUUUUAAGAGAGAUGAGUUCCCGACGCGAGUGGAGGCGUCUUCCUCCUUGAUACUCACCUAAGCUCCGUUCCGUUCAGCAACUCCUUCAGAUCUGCGGGUUCAUUACUGACUAUCAAUUUUUCAAUUGCUGAUUAUAUUAAUUGACUGUCAAAAUGUCUCCUCUAGUCGCUAGUGUCGCUCGCUCUGCUGUCGUCCUUCGGCCUCUCCCUGCAGCCCAACGAGGACUCCGCACUUCGAGCAUCCUCCGUGACUCCGAGCCGUACCAGGCGAAGCCGCCCAGACAGAACCAGAACCAUAACAAAAUUCUCGUCGCUGGUGCUCUCGCUAUUGGCGGUGGGUUCUGGUGGUUCUACCGAGGGGGUAAGCCCAUCCUCGACGCGUCUGGUGAACCCAAGGCACCUACCAAGUAAAUACGAUAAAUGUUACGAGCAUCGUCUGGGUGUUCAACUGCGAAAAGGACCCAGGUGAAAAGAUAUGAUGGCGAUGGCGAUGGCGAUGGCGACGGCAAUAAGGGCAUGUGAAUAGGGAGGGACCUGUCAUUUCCUUUCUGGGCAGAGAGCUUCAGCCUGCAAAAUUACACCUUGAAUGGUGGAAUGUCUUGUUGGUGAAUACCUUCGACCAACAUUAUGCAUAAUAUCACCUUUAUUUGCGCCAUGCACAUAUAAAUCUCACUGUUUACUGCUUCGCAU